This is a messenger RNA of Exophiala spinifera, 1143 nucleotides long. RefSeq lists its product as uncharacterized. Gene Ontology annotation, cellular component: cytoplasm; cytoplasmic dynein complex. Gene Ontology annotation, molecular function: dynein intermediate chain binding. The record is from RefSeq and is a predicted model, not a curated record. NCBI's taxonomy places the organism in Eukaryota, Fungi, Ascomycota, Eurotiomycetes, Chaetothyriales, Herpotrichiellaceae. The transcript has 2 exons. The coding region runs from base 1 to 1143 and encodes 380 amino acids. Gene Ontology annotation, biological process: microtubule-based movement.
AUGUCGGCCCUACAGAUUGUACGGAAGAUCAAAUCGGCGCUGGACGCUGGGCCUCUGAAUUCUAUUUCCCCACAUCAAGACGGAGAUGAAAGACCGCAGUCAACAAACGACGAACAAGCACCGAGUUCUCGCACACGACUUGGGAAACCUCUACACAACCUUCGGAAUACCAGAGUAUCCUCUAUAGGAAGCCAAAGCUCCGGCACACUCCGAUCCCAGCCAGAACGUAGUUUCGUCGAUCUCCGGAGACGACUUGCACGCAAAGCAUCUUUGCUUGGGCUGCGGGCAAAGUGGUGGAAAGCUGAAAUCCAAGGUCGAGAACAAGAGCAAGAAAACAAUCGAUCAAGUCCUGCGCCGACAGCUGAAGAAGCGCUCCAACAAGGAAGGCCGUUUCCGUGCAAAGCGAAAGAUAGUGAUAAUCCAGUGCUCACGAUUCAGCCUUACAACUACAGUAAGGCAAGCGAACGAGAUCUUGCUCCUCCAGACCAGGACCACGAUACAUUCCCAGCUUCUUCUCUGGUUACCAUUCAGCCUCCACCUAUACUGCCCGACUUUAUACAAUCCCACCAUAUACGACCCGAUCCUAUACAAACAAAUCAAGCAGCUCCAGCCUCCAAGCCCACCAAGCCGCGUGAUCAAUCUGAUCUUGUUCAAGCACAUAUCCUAGCUCAGCAGGCAAACUAUCUCCGUGAAGAAAUAGCAGACGGCAUCAUCAGCAUCAAUAUGUCUGGCGAACAAGCACCCCCUCCAGUUCCUUACACUCGCCUGAAGGAGAUCACCGAAAAUGCCUGUUCUAGUGCCCUUUCAAGUGUGACUUCAUACUCUCAUGCUGAGACCGAGUCUUGGAACACAACCAUAAUCAACAGCAUUCUUGGCGCUCUGGUGGAGGAGACAUCGAAGUCAGGAUCGGCUUCUUCCUCACAACCACAGUUCAAAUACGUCGUCAACAGCACCAUUAUCCAACACGCGUCCUCGUCGUCAGACAGCCCCAGGACUGCAGGUCGCCGAGGCAUGCACGCGGCCAGCGGCGCGUACUGGAACAACGAAAAGGACGGAAUGUGGAGCUACAAGUAUCCUGGGGCCGAGAGCAAGGGACUUGACGUGGUGGUGGGAAUCAUUUGGAUCUGGGUGGGACCAGUAUAG